AUGGAAGGUGAUCCAGUUGUGCAAAUAGCUUUGAUUGCUGAAUCUGCUCACCUGCAAAUGAGAUUGUCUACUUAUGGCAUUAGUUGUCAAACACCACAUGAAGUGGAACCUGUGCAGAUAUGGCCUAGCUGGAGAAUGGUCAAGCUUUUCGAAUGUCUUGGACGAGAUGAAAAAUUAGGAUUGAGUGGUAGACCUCCUCGACCAUUUGGACCGCUUAGCACCUCUAAGGUAUUUCGCGUGUUUGGAGAUACUGUGUUAUGUUAUCCAUUGCUGUUCGAAGUCAAGGACUUCUAUGUUAGCUCGGAUCCAUCAGUGUUGAUUGACGAUAUCAAGCGAGAUAUAGAGUUUGUAUCUCGUCGUUGGAAAUUGGCUGGGCGCCCUACUAUGUGUCUUCUGAUCAGAGAAGAAAACAUUGUUGGAGAGUAUUUCGACCAUAUCUUGGAUCUUCUCGUACAAUUAAAGAAUGGCCACGUCAAUGGAGUUCGCGUUCGCAUGGGACGAGUACAUCAACUACUUAACACGAGCUGUAUAGAACACAUUGAUUUUGCUUCUUCCGACGAUGUCGAGUUUGACAUUGAUGUUCUGGAAGAAACAGAGGGAAAUAAUCAAAUUCUGUCAAGGCUUAGCCUGCGCGAUGGAAUUGAGGACGAUAUGACUGUGGAGGAGGACAUUCGAGUGCUGAGAGAUGACGAUUUGUACGAAAUUAUCAAGAAAGAUGAUAUGGACAAGCCGAGACAGCUAGCUUUCGCACUGGCUGCAAUGUGGAUGAGACGCCAUCCGGAUACACCGAUAGAUGGA
This is a messenger RNA of Cylicostephanus goldi, 798 nucleotides long. NCBI's taxonomy places the organism in Eukaryota, Metazoa, Nematoda, Chromadorea, Rhabditida, Strongylidae. The record is from the annotation of a GenBank genome assembly.